Molecule: messenger RNA, 3447 nt
Organism: Stylonychia lemnae
Lineage: Eukaryota; Ciliophora; Spirotrichea; Sporadotrichida; Oxytrichidae
Source: the annotation of a GenBank genome assembly
AUGGAAAGGUAAGCACAAGAAUUUGACUCCCUCCCCUACACAAAAGAACACUAAGUGAGACCAUCAUUCAUUAAGAUAAUGAGAACUGAUACUCAUUUCACAGAUGUUCACUUGAUUUAUGAUAAUUCAGAAGUUUUCAAACUUAAUACCAAAAAUUAUUCCGAUGAGGAAUAAAAAAAUAUAAUCGAGGUCAAGAUCCUUCCAUCACAGUUUAUAUCAAAAGUUAAAGUCAUAAAAAAUAAAGCAAAAGCAAUCAUACAAAUUGAGUUUGUGAUUUCAAAUGCCAGGAAUAAUCUUGAGCCCAAAAUAAUUGAACCUCUUAAAAAGUCUGAGGAGCCUGAGGAGAAUUUGGUCAAAACAGAAUAUAUUGCUGGGAAACAAGAAUAACUUGUAGCUCUACAUUGCAAAUUCGAAAAUUCUCUUACAGAAUUUUAUCCCUACUUUGGGUAAAAGAGUAAUAUAAUCAAUGAAGAUAAUCAAAUUGCCAAGACUAUAAAUACUAACAAGUAGUUUGAAUAGAAACUCCAAGAACAUAAAAUUCUCAUUUUCAAUAGUCUAUACGAUUACAAAUCUUUAUUAGGACUCAUUAAAUAAAUCCCUCCAUUAAUGAUGAUCAAGAAAGAAGAAUACAAGGAUGUAUUCAAAGAAUUAAAUUUAUUUAUUAAGAGUAUUUUCGGAUUAAAGAGAGGGGUUACUGAUACUUUUAAUAAGAUUAACUCGAUCUUUGAAAGUAUCAUAUCCAAAUUUAAGUAACUAAGCAAAAUUCUUGAAGAUGAUCUUGAGAACAGCACUAACUUUAAAGCAUCAAUGUAUUCUGAUGAUGUGAAUAGACUUAAAAAAUUUAGUAAAGAACUUGAGGAUUACUAUGAUGAGCUUCAAAAAAAUUUAAAAAUGACGAAAGGUCUAAGAGACAAUGAUACUAUUCAGAAAUUAAAAUCAGAUUUGAUGAGUUCUGAUAAUGUUGAAAACUUUGAAAAAUUACUAAGAGGGGAUAAAUCGGUAUUACAAAAAGAAAAACUUUCUAGAGAUGAAAAAAGAGUUUAAUUCAAUAAAGUUAAUAAAUUGUACAAAGAAUUAAAGACUAGAGUAAAGGAUUAUGAAAUUCAAAUUAAACAAUUAGAGGAAAUCAUUAGUAAAGAAAAUCAAGAUGAAACUAAUCUUAGAUAAUCAUAGAGUGAUAUUAAAAAUUAUACGUAGAAAUUUUUGAGCCAAUAAUUUCAAAAUAACGAUAUUUCAGAUUUAGACAAACUUAAGGAAGAAAAAAUAUCAAUCUUAGAUAGUUUACAAAAAUAAUUCUUAGAAAUGGAUAGCUAAAUCAAGGAUUAGAUAAAAUAAGAAACAAUAAAGAUACAAACAUAUGGGGAUCCCUAAUCUAAAAAGAUCCAUAUGACAAUUAUAGUAGAUGAUAGUACUUCAAUGAAUGAUAGUUGGGCUGAGGUGCAAAGAAUAUUAAAUAACUUUUUGAAUUCAUUGAAAUAAUAUGACUUAGCUUGCGAAAUUUCGAUAAUAUUUUUCAAUUCAACUGCAAGAAUUCACUGUAGAGCUGUAAAUCUCCAAAAUAUUCCUCCUAUGCCUUCUCUCAAGGGUGGCUCUACAAUCUAUGAAUCGGCUUUUAAGCUUUGCGAAUAAAUAAUUUCAAUUUCAAGUUCUGAUGCUUAGUAAUAUAUUAUAUUUUGCACUGAUGGAGAGUAGUCUGAUGAUAUAAAAAAAUCUAUUAAAAUUCUUUCUGAAGCAAAAAUUAAGUAUAAAACUUUGAAAUUCUUCGCUGUAGGAUUUGGAAAAUAUUAUAAUAAAAAGUCUUUAGACGAUCUUAGUGAUGCUGCUAACAAUAAGGAAAAAUUUCUUUAGAUUGGAAAAUCAUAAUUCGAUUUUGUGCAUGAGGCAGAAAAUGAAUAGUUACUUGAAUACGUUUUUAAAUAAUUUUCAAACACCUUUGACUGCUUAGCCUAAGAAAAAGCUAUUGAAAUUUUAGAAAAACAACUUUAAAACAAUCAAAAUGAUUACCAAAAUUAAUUCAACUUUUUCAACAAUCUUUAUGAAGAAAAAAUACAUAAUCAUAUGUAGGACAUUGAAAAAAUUAAUGAAGUCAAACAAAAAAAUGCUGAUGAAAAAGAAAAAUAUUUCGGUCUGCAGAUUUAAUCAAAACUGGAUCAAACGGUUGAAUAAUUAAAUACACUCAAUAAAAAGAAGCAAGAAUUAGUUACAAAACGAAAUAAUACUUAAAAUGAAUAUAAAGCUUAAAAAGCAAUGAAAGAUGGCUUAAAAUUAGAACUUGAGACAAAAGAUUCAUAAGUAAAGACAAUGUUUAACAAGUAAUCUGAUUUAGAGAAGGAAAGAUCAGAGAAAUUACAAUAAUUCAUUGAGGAUAGUGGCUUUUAAUCCAUAGGUGCAAUUGAAACUUUCUAUAAUUCUCUCUAAUCAACUGAAUCUGUAGUAGAAAAUCUAAUAAGAGCAAUUGAUUUUACAAUGCUAAUUAUAGAUUUCAUCAAAGAAAAGAUAGAGGACUUCGCAUUAUUCUUUAGUGAUAGGAAGGAAAAAGAUGAAAAAUCAAGAGUAGAUGAUGGAGUUAUCUUAAAGUAUUUGAAAUAAAGAUUUUAAGCUCACCUAGAUUCAGAUACUUACAAGAAUGGCACAACAAAGGAUAUUAUCCUUAAAAUUAUAUAAUAGACAGAUAAGAGAGAUUAUCAAAAUUAUCAGCCAUUUAUCGAAGCAAUCCUAUUGACUAUUGAUCUUAAAUCAAUUAAUGAUCUUACGGAGCAACAAACUGAAGAUUUAAUUAAAAAAAUCAUAUACAAAAUAAUGCCAGAGGAUGAUAGAGACGAUGCAAACGGUUCAAGCGGUAAAAAGAAAAGAAAAGAUAGCUAUGAAUCAGAUGAUGACGACAGAUAUACUUAAGCAAGCAAAGACGAAGAAGAUCAUAAUGAUAAGAAGACAAGCUCAAUAGAUGAUGAGGAAUUAGAGAAUUUCGUUGCAAUAUUUGAUUUUGGUGAUUAUAGACUUCCAAAUACAAUGAAAGAACUAAAUAGAGAUCUUAAAGGACUAAAAACUGAAAUGAAAGAAACUUAAAAAUCAGAAAGUGAUAAGAUCAGAGCAUUGAGGACUCGGCUAACUAUUUUAGAAGCAUUAUAAAACAAAAAGACCUUAUAAAAAUGUCUUUACCAAUCAUUUAGGAUAAUAAAUGAGAAAGUAAAAAUAGGAUUUAACAAGUAGUUCAAGAAUAGAAUUAAAGAUAAAUUGAAAGUAAUAUUCCAUUCAUUAAAGUAUGAUGUGAUCUUAAAACUCUAUAUGUUUGAUGAAACUGUGCAGAUCUAUAAAAUUGAAAAAGAGGCAGAAAUAGACAAAAAGCUAACACAAAAUUACAAAGACUAACUUGAACUUAUAAGUUCUAAUAUGUAAAAGGAAAAAGUAUAACCUAAUGAAGUAAAAUCAUAAGAUUAAUAAUAAUGA